AUGGAAGCGGGAGAGUCACAGAACACUAAACAGGAAAUAUUGAUACCAACAGCAUCAUUUUAUACCGCCGCACGAAAUAGAGGAAACCGGAAGUCAUUAUACCGGACUGAGCAUUCAAAGAAAAAGUGCGUUUACUGUGAUGAAAUACAUAUGGGAGACUGUAAGAAAGUAAUUGAUGUUAAAUCGCGCAUUCAAAUCAUAAAGUUAAAACAUUUGUGUUUUAACUGCCUGAGUAAAGGUCACCAAGUGUCUGGAUGUCCGUCCAAGUCGCGUUGUCGCCAGUGUCAUGGUAAACAUCAUACUAGUACAUGCAGCCAUUCCCAAUCGACAUUUCCCCAGAACUACACAAAUAAGCAUGUCAUAGGAAAUCAUGAAACACAACAGUCUGAGGUAACCGGAAGUUAUAGAAACUGGAGUACUAAUAUUGAAGCCGGUGAUACAACUAUAUUAUUUUCAAAAACCCACCACUCAGAUGUUUUAUUAAAAACUGCGACAGCCCCUGUUUGUGCUAAUGGACGAUAUGCAGAAGCAAAUGUUCUUAUGGACGAAGGAGCCCAAAGAUCUUUUAUCACCCAAAAGUUAGCCGAUAAACUUCAAUUGAAUAUUGAUGGAACAGAUAUUAUACAUUUAUCAGCGUUCGGCGACCCAGCGCACAGCGUUCAACAUCUUAAUACGGCAACUAUAAAUUUAGUAGCAGACGACGGAAUGUUAAUCCCAAUCCGAGUAUUGAUUGUUCCCGUGAUAGCAAAGCCCAUCAAUAAUGUAUAUCGCAACUCCAUCAAACACUUGAAAUAUCUACAAGGACUCAAACUUGCUCACCCUGUUACCAUGGAUACCACAUUCGAUAUAUCACUAUUAAUUGGUGCUGAUUUUUACUGGCAGAUAGUUGGCGACAAAAUUAUUAGAGAUGAUGGACCCACUGCUGUAAGUUCCCGCAUUGGUUACUUCUUAUCCGGCCCACUCCAUGUAGAGAGUAGUUAUCCACCUUCCAAUGUUAUGGAAGUCAUAGCAACCCACGUAUCUGAAACGACAGACCUCACUCGAUUUUGGGAUAUAGAAUCAAUGGGUGUUUCAAAAGGAGACUGUGAAGAUACCGAUGCCUCUUCUUAUCGACAACAUUACCAGAAAUCGUGUAUUUCAUUCUCAGACGGAAAUUACACAGCGAAGUUGCCAUGGAAACAGAAUCAUCAACCCCUCCCUUCAAACUAUAACAUUACGAAGAAAAGAACAGAAUGUACAAUAAAACGCCUAAGUCAGAAGCCCCAAAUGUUGAAGAAAUAUAACGAUAUUAUAAAGGAACAAGAAAAUAGAGGUUUCAUUGAAAGAGUAGACGAAAGUUCCAAAAAACGCGUGCAUUAUAUACCACAUCAUGGAGUUGAAAAGAAUUCCACAACAACGCCCAUACGAAUAGUCUAUGACUGUAGUUGCCGCCAAUCAGAAAGAAGUCCAAGUUUAAACGUUUGCCUUGAAUCCACACCUCCAGACCUGAAUGAUCUAACCACCCUUCUGUUAAGAUUUCGGCUUGGUAGAUAUGCAGUAUCAACUGACAUAGAGAAAGCCUUUCUACAUGUCGGUCUACACGAAGAUGACAGAGAUGUUACCAGAUUUCUAUAG
This is a messenger RNA of Ruditapes philippinarum (Manila clam), 1614 nucleotides long. RefSeq lists its product as uncharacterized. The transcript has a single exon. The record is from RefSeq and is a predicted model, not a curated record. The coding region runs from base 1 to 1614 and encodes 537 amino acids. Lineage: Eukaryota; Metazoa; Mollusca; Bivalvia; Venerida; Veneridae.